Rhopalosiphum maidis (corn leaf aphid) is the source of this 821-nucleotide messenger RNA. RefSeq lists its product as uncharacterized. The transcript has 7 exons. Lineage: Eukaryota; Metazoa; Arthropoda; Insecta; Hemiptera; Aphididae. Bases 50 to 769 code for a protein of 239 amino acids. The record is from RefSeq and is a predicted model, not a curated record.
CUCGCCGAACGCAAGUGGAUAACACAGCGAAUAAGACCGUCGUGAAAACAUGACGUCCCCUGUCGGGCCGAUUUGCAGUCCACGCUAUUUUUGUCUGUUAUUGGUGUCGACGUGCUAUUAUUAUGGCUUAACUACGGCCAUUACAGUGGUCGAUCACGUGUCCAAGGAUCGAUAUGCAGCCGGAGGCAGCGAUGGGGACACCGUUGACGACACGCACUUGCGAGAGAAAGCGGAAGAUGAGGAUGCGGAAAACAAGCAUUUCAUGGACGUUUAUUCGUUGCAAAGCGGACCCCAACAAUUAGAAUUUGGACACGUGUUCGAGGAUCCAAAUGUCUGGGAACAGAGGUACGAGAAAAAGGAUUUCGACGCUCAACGGUACCAGGGAAAAGUGAAAUGGGGUGACAAAGACGGCAGUUACGGUGAACAGUACUGGGAUUUAAAUCACGGUGGCGCUGAUGAAUUAUCCAACGAAAAUGAAAAAAACGAUCAAUACGAAGAACCUGCCCCAAUCGAAUACGGACAGGAGAGCCGUCAGAGACCCGUAAUUUAUAAGCCAAUGACGAUUAAACUUCUUAAGAAUAAAUCCAAGAAACCCGUUAAAAGUGUACGGAACUAUCCAAAACGAUUAGUAGAACCAUCAGCUGCACCGACAACUAUAGGAAGCUCUACUAAAAAAACAGCUCCUGUUUUAGUUUUUGACAUGAAGACUGGAGUGGUUAUGGACGAAGCCACGGGAAAUAAAUUCAUUUUGAAACCAAUUAAAAAUUAAUAAUUUAUCUACAAUAUUGUUUUAUUUUAUAAAUUUUACAAUAAAAACCAGA